AUGGGUCCUCAGCUGCUUCUGGUCGUGGGCUUGCUCCUACAAGUGCUCUCUGCGCAUAAGCUGCACCCGCGCCAAAGCACUGCCUGCGACUUCUGGGUAGCCGCCUCCUACGCUGGAGAAACUUGCGACACUUUCACUCGGAGGUGGCGUAUUGAUCGUGCCACAUUUCUAUUGUUAAAUCCCGGCACCGACUGCUCCUCUCUUGCCGAUGAUCGCACCUACUGUGUGAAGGAAAAGAACCCGUCGAUCUCGGCUACGGCCACGAUAUCAACCACAGCCACCUCUCCACCGAUAGUGUCCACCACCACUGACAGCUCCACCGCGACAUCGUCCACCACCACCGACAGAUCUACAGUGACAUCGUCUGCAACUUCUAGCAGCUCUACAGCGACAAGGGAAUCUACGACUCCGACAGCUAGCGCCGAGUCUACCGCGUCAGCUCCUACCAUUCCCCUGCAAAUAACGAUGAUUGUUACACUAUUGUUGUCUCUCUGCUUUAUUUAA
Molecule: messenger RNA, 504 nt
Organism: Aspergillus bombycis
Lineage: Eukaryota; Fungi; Ascomycota; Eurotiomycetes; Eurotiales; Aspergillaceae
Exons: 1
Coding region: 1-504 (167 amino acids)
Source: RefSeq, a predicted model, not a curated record